AUGUCCGAUCCUUCGAGGGGUCGCGUUACCAUCACUCUAGGGCGUAGCGGUCAGGUUGUGAAGAGGGAUGUAUCUUCUGUAGAUGUUUCUUCUUUCUCUUCUCUUCCUUCAGCUGGCACUAAGCGGUCUGUGAGAGACAGGAUUGGAAAUAAUGCAGAUAGUUCUGUGUGGCACGGAAAUGGACUUGGCGGCAAUAAACGACAGCGAGGAGAUGUAAGAAUGCAAAAUGGACUGGAUGGCAAUGAUCUUCGGUUGAAGCUCAUGCAAAAAAGUGCAUCUAGGCAUUCUGACAGCAAUGGUAGCAAGAGGCAUAUGGAUCUCCGUGAAAAACUUUCAAAGGCAACUCACCCUCUAACAAAUAAUUUUAAUUCUAAGCAGCACAUGCCAGAAUCACGGGAAACAAGUUUGUUGAGGCACAUUCCCUCAGCUAGAAGUUCUGAUGAUUUAAUGCGCAUGGAAUCCAUGAGAAGCUCGUACUCUCCUUGGACAUUGGAUCAUAUUAGGAGAAGAUCGCCAGAUGGGUUUCCUAGUACAUCCAGGGGUAUUUCCCCUCAAAGGGAUGCCCAAGACCUACAGAGAAGGCCGUUAAACAGGACAUAUGAUGGUGUCAGAUCUGUUCCAUAUGUAAGUAGGGAUGUUCUUGAAACUUCGAGGCCUCCAGUGAGUACACCUCAAUCUUUCAUGUCACGCUCCGCAAUGUCCACAUUGCCUCCAGUAACUGCCAAGCCUGUAACAUCUCAUCCUGGCCAACUUCCUCCAUCGAGCAGUGUUGCACAAAGGUCUUCGUAUGUGGGUGAUGAACAAGUACAACAAUCAAACCAAACUGUGGAUGGCCUGCUACAUGCACUAGGACUUCAAAAAUAUGCCAUUCUCUUUAAGGCUGAGGAAGUGGAUAUGACUGCGUUGAAGCAAAUGGGAGAAAAUGACCUCAAAGAAAUAGGGAUUCCUAUGGGUCCAAGGAAAAAAAUUCUUCUCGCUCUCUUGCCUCGUACCAAGCGUCAACAGUGA
Messenger RNA from Sphenostylis stenocarpa, 1008 nucleotides. Lineage: Eukaryota; Viridiplantae; Streptophyta; Magnoliopsida; Fabales; Fabaceae. The record is from the annotation of a GenBank genome assembly.